UUGUCCCGAGGGGCUGUGGCGGUUCGUCGACAGCCACCGGGGAAACGCAACAGCUGCCGGCUAGCCCCGGGGGCACGGCUGAGGCGAGGGCCGAGCUCCCGCCCUUUCCCUCAGCAGCGCCAUAUUUCCGGGGAAAGGGGAAGGGCCCCGGCAGGACGGGACCGCGGCGCCCGCUGGGGUGAGUGCGGCGGCCCCGUUGUCCCGGAGAUGCCGUUGCCGUUUCCUACGGGAAGCUUGCGCUUGUCAAAUCAUUCUGCUGACUUCUCCCAGACUGGCUGUUAGGUUUAAAACACAGCGUGCACACGUAUAAGUAAGCUGAAGGUAAUACUGAAGAUAUAUAGACUUAGAGAAGCUCUGAACCAUGGAUAACCUCUGUGCAGCAAAUACCACUUUUGCACUCGACCUCCUAAGAAAGUUGUGUGAGAACAGAAGCGGGCGGAAUCUAUUCUUUUCUCCUUUUAGUAUUUCUUCUGCUUUGUCCAUGAUUUUGCUGGGUUCAAAAGGUAAUACCGAAGCCCAAAUAGCAAAGGUGCUUUCUCUGAACAAAGCCAAGGAUGCUCACAAUGGGUAUCAAUCGCUUCUCACUGAAAUUAACGAUCCAAACACCAAAUAUAUACUGAAAACUGCUAACCGACUUUAUGGAGAAAAGACAUUUGAGUUUCUCUCAUCAUUUAUAGAGUUGAGUCAGAAAUUCUACCAUGCUGGACUAGAACAGACUGACUUCAUACAAGCUUGGGAGGAUUCCAGAAAACAAAUAAAUGGCUGGGUAGAGGAAAGAACUGAAGGUAAAAUUCAGAACCUGUUGGCAGAGGGGAUUCUCAAUUCACUGACCAGACUUGUGUUGGUGAAUGCCAUCUAUUUCAAAGGCAGCUGGGAAAAGCAGUUCAACAAAGAGAGAACAGCAGAAAUGCCAUUUCAGAUUAAUGAGAAAGAGACCAAACCUGUGCAGAUGAUGUUCAAGAAGGAUAGAUUUAACAUGACCUAUAUUGGGGACUUCCAGACCAAAAUCCUUGAGCUCCCUUACGUUGGUAACGAACUCAGCAUGAUCAUCCUGCUCCCCGAUGCAAUCCAGGAUGGAUCCACUGGCUUGGAAAGCCUGGAAAGAGAACUUACGUAUGAGAAGCUGAUAGAUUGGAUCAAUCCUGAAAUGAUGGACUGUACGGAGGUGAGGGUGUCUUUACCCAGAUUUAAACUGGAAGAAGAUUAUGAUCUGAAACCCCUUCUGAGCAGCAUGGGAAUGCCCGAUGCGUUUGAUUUAGGGAAGGCAGACUUCUCGGGAAUCUCAGCUGGCAAUGAGCUGGUGCUCUCUGAAGUGGUUCACAAGUCUUUUGUGGAAGUCAAUGAAGAAGGCACUGAAGCGGCAGCUGCCACAGCAGGAGUGAUGAUGAUGCGCUGUGCAAUGAUCGUUCCAGAAUUCACUGCUGAUCAUCCCUUCCUCUUCUUCAUCCGGCACAACAAAACUUCCAGCAUUUUGUUCUGUGGCAGAUUUUGCUCCCCCUAAAAAGGAGAUGCCUUGCCGGAAGAGCUGCCAUUACGUGCUAACUUUCUUUAGAAUAGGGCUACUCUUUUUGCAUCAGUGUCUUUCAGCUGUGCCUGAAUCCACUUCUGUGGUCUUCAUCUCAGGCUUGGAUAGAAUAACAGAGCUACUUAGACAUACACAGCAACUGCUAUUUAAAACGGCUCUUGCCCUGUGCACCUGAGUGCAGAUGUCUCCAACUUCUUCCUGACACAAGAAACGUCCCUCUUGCUCAGUGAAUGCUUCGUCUGUUCUUGCAGUUCCCAUUGCAACUUCUCUUUUUGUGCCUAGCAGGCAGUGGUGAGUCAGGCAGUGACAUCCAAGGAAGGGAAUAAAUUAAUUUUGUUUCUGACAAGGCUGGAGCACAUCUUUAGCUCCCCUCCACCUUUUUCCUCCCA
This is a messenger RNA of Haliaeetus leucocephalus (bald eagle), 1914 nucleotides long. RefSeq names its product serpin B6-like. Gene Ontology annotation, biological process: negative regulation of endopeptidase activity. Gene Ontology annotation, molecular function: serine-type endopeptidase inhibitor activity. Bases 362 to 1501 code for a protein of 379 amino acids. Lineage: Eukaryota; Metazoa; Chordata; Aves; Accipitriformes; Accipitridae. The transcript is spliced from 8 exons. Gene Ontology annotation, cellular component: cytoplasm. The record is from RefSeq and is a predicted model, not a curated record.